AUGAAGGCCUGUGCGCGUUCUAUCUUGGCUGCUGCGGCCGCAUGGCUGCCUCAAGAAGACACUGCCCUCAAGCCAUCUCUUGCACCGCGAGCCAGUGCUACCCCGGGAAACAGUUCCGCUGUCAACCUAACGGUUGUCACGUCCGGGGGAAAUCAAUCCAGUCCGUUGCUGUAUGGGAUCAUGUUCGAGGAAAUGGAUCAUUCCGGUGAUGGAGGACUACACGGGCAGCUGCUGCAGAACAACGGGUUUCAAGGGGCCAAUCCCGGACUUACCGCGUACAAACCCAUCGGACAGGCAGAGAUAAUGCAGGAUUAUCUAUAUCCGGUGAGCGGUGCCAUCACCUCCUCCCUCCAGGUGUCCGUGGAGAACGGCGCAACCGGUCGGGUCGGGUUCGCGAACACAGGAUACAAGGGCAUUCCGGUGAUCAAUUCCACCUAUUGGUGCGAGUUUUGGAUGCUGGGCGAUUACUCCGGCGAGAUUAUCCUCCAGCUGGCCGGGUCGUCCAACGGCAACAUCUUCGCUUCGCAUAAUAUCACGGUUGCCAGCUCCCAGAAAAACUUCACCCGAUACACGACACAAUUCAACUCGACAGCGGCACCGGAUGGUAACAAUGAGUGGCGACUCCUUUUCAAUGCCUCCAAGGUCUCCGGGGGGACUCUGAAUUUUGGGCUGCCGCAGUUAUUUCCGCCAACGUACAAGUCGAGGCCCAACGGCCUCCGAGAUGAUAUUGCCCAGGCCAUUGCCGAUAUGAGACCGACAUUCCUACGCUUCCCAGGAGGAAAUAACUUAGAAGGUCUGGAAGUCGACAGUCGGUGGCAGUGGAACUUGACUAUCGGACCGGUGGUCGAGCGUCCGGGGAGACAAAGCGAUUGGUUCUAUCCCAACACUGACGCCUUGGGUCUUGAUGAGUAUCUCUGGUGGUGUGAGGACAUGGGCAUGGCUCCAGUGCUGGCUGUCUGGGAUGGCAAAUCCUACGGCGAUAUCCUCUCUGGCAAUGAGCUCGAGCCCUACAUCCAGGAUAUCCUCCACGAGCUUGAGUAUCUACUUGGCGCUCCGAACACCACCUAUGGGAGUCUUCGCGCCAAGAAUGGACGACUUAAGCCCUGGCCCGUUCAGUAUGUGGAAAUUGGCAACGAGGACGACUUCACUGGGGGAUGCGCGACGUAUCCGCAACGCUUCAUGCAGAUCUACAACGCCGUCCACAAGAACUAUCCCAACAUCACUCUGAUUACCUCUGUCAGCGAUCCCAAGUGCCUUCCCUCGAACCCACCGCCGGGGAUCAUCUAUGACUUCCAUUACUAUCGCAGUGCAGACCAGCUGGUAGCCAUGUUCCACGAAUGGGACCACCAGUCCCGGUCACGGCCGGUGAUGAUCGGCGAGUAUGGCUGUCGAAACACCAGUGAUCCCGACGGGUUCUACUGGACGUAUAUGCAAUGCAGCUGUGGUGAGGCCGUCCAUAUGAUCGGACUGGAGCGGAACAGUGAUGUGAUCAAGAUGGCGUCCUAUGCACCCUUGCUGCAGAACUUUCCGUACACCCAGUGGUGGGUAUGUACUCCUACACUCAUCGGGUUCGACUCCAGCCCGGGUUCCCUCACUCUGUCCACGUCGUAUUACGUACAGAAGAUGUUUUCGACCUACCAAGGGCAAAUAAUCCUUCCGGUAAACUCGACAUCAAGUUUCGGGCCACUGUACUGGGUGGCGUCGCGAAGCAACAGCACGUAUUUUGUGAAGAUGGCCAACUAUGGCAAUGAUAAUCGGACCGUCAGAGUCACGGUCCCAAAAACGACCGGGGGUCUGUUGGAGAUGUUGUCCGGUCCUCGCGACGGAGUCAAUCGUCCGCGCAAUUCGACCAUUCAACCUGUGACGCAGAAUAUCACGGCUAUCAGGGACAGCUAUACGAUACAGAUGCCGGCGUGGAGUGUGGCGGUUUUGGUCGUUCGUUGA
Messenger RNA from Aspergillus homomorphus CBS 101889, 1944 nucleotides. Its product is annotated as alpha-N-arabinofuranosidase A. Gene Ontology annotation, biological process: L-arabinose metabolic process. Lineage: Eukaryota; Fungi; Ascomycota; Eurotiomycetes; Eurotiales; Aspergillaceae. The record is from RefSeq and is a predicted model, not a curated record. The coding region runs from base 1 to 1944 and encodes 647 amino acids. The transcript has 8 exons. Gene Ontology annotation, molecular function: alpha-L-arabinofuranosidase activity.